UUUUUAAAAAUUAAUUAAAAAAUGACAAUUUCAAGAACAACUCAAAAACCCGACGGAAUAGAUCUCGAUGUAAUUCUCACGGAAUUAGGCUCCUUUGGAAAAUUUCAAUGCAUCAACUUUUUCCUCAUCUGCAUUCCGAUCAUCUUCAACGCUGUGUUCACCUUAAGUUACAUCUUUACCGCUGGAGUCCCGAACCACAGAUGUGCGAUACCCGAGUGUGAGUCAACCAACAAGUCAACAACGGAAUGGAUUUCGUUCGCAAUCCCCCAACGAUUUGACAAAAGUCCGGAACAGUGUUCGCGAUACAGUCCAAUAAGCAACAAGGAGGGUUUUGAGUGCACGAAAAAUGCUUUUAAUCGAUCGAAUGUUGUCAAGUGCAGUGAAUUUGUGUUUGAAACGCCCGAAAAAACGAUCGCUACGGAAUGGAAUAUCACUUGCAAAGAAAAUAAAUGGAAACUGACGUUGGCGGGAACAGUAAACCAUGUUGCGCAAUUGUUUUGUUUGCCGAUAACGGGAUAUGUGUCGGAUCAUUAUGGGAGACGAACAGCAUUGGUUAUUGGAGUCGUAAUGGGAGGAAUUUUCGGAAUUUGCAGAUCUCUUUCAGUGAAUUAUUACAUGUUUAUGGCUUUUGAGUUCAUUGAUCCUCUUUUCAGUGCGGGAUGUUACAGUGUAGCUUUUAUUUUGGGAAUGGAAUACCUUCAACCAAAAUACCGCGUUUUAGGCGGCGUUAUAAUAAGUUGUUUUUAUGCCGUUGGAGCAACUUUGAUGGGCAUCAUUGGCUACUUUUUCCAAGAUAAUUGGCGACAUUUUUUGCUCGCGAUGUACAUUCCUGCUUUAUUAGGCUUUUCCUAUUUUUGGUUAAUUCCUGAGAGUUUAAGAUGGCUUCACACAAAGUCCCGAGUGAAGGAAAUGACAAAAAUCAUCAAAAAAGCAGCAAAAAUGAACAAGAAAGAAUUAUCAAACAAAACCAUCGAAGUGUUGGCUCGAGAAACAGAGAACGAGGAAAAACUUGAAAGUAACAACGAGAGUAAACAUGAGUCUCCUUCAGUGCUUGUUGUGUUCAAAAGUCGAAAAUUACUCUUCAGAAUCGCAAAUUGCUCAUUUUGUUGGCUCACAAAUACUUUUGUGUAUUACGGAUUGAGUUUAAAUGCCGUCUCGUUAGCAGGAAAUAAAUAUUUCAACUUUACCUUUAGCAAUAUCAUCGAAAUUCCGGCGCAUUUAUUGGCUUUGUUGCUCGUCAACAAGAUCGGAAGACGUUGGUCGAUGUGCGGAGCAUUAGUUUUAGCUGGAUUAUCGUGCGUUGCGACAGAAUUUGUGUCAACAGAUGAGACACAGCUUCGUUUCGUCUUGUAUCUCAUAGGAAAAUUUUCGAUUUCCAUCUCUUUUACGAUAAUUUACGUGUACACAGCGGAAAUGUUCCCAACAAAUUUAAGAAACAGUUUGCUCGGGAUUUGUUCGAUGUUUGGUAGAAUUGGGUCAAUUUCAGCGCCGCAAACUCCCUUAUUGGCAACAUUUUAUCCAUCAUUGCCUCUCUUUCUCUUUGGAGGCAUUUCAAUGAUGGCAGGAGUGUUUUCGCUGUCGUUUCCGGAAACGUUAAACUCGAAAUUGCCCGAUACGAUUGAAGAAGCCAUUAAAAUGGGAGACGAACAUGAAAUGACACAAAAAACUGUUGAUUAGAAAAUUUUUUUGUAAAUCAAUUUUUAGAAGUAAUUUUUGCAUUUUAAUUAAGAAAAUCUAUAAUUUAGCAAUAAAUUUAAAUUAUUUAAAUGAAAAUAUCGAUUUUUUGUGUCAAAAAGACAU
Culicoides brevitarsis is the source of this 1800-nucleotide messenger RNA. Its product is annotated as organic cation transporter protein-like. NCBI's taxonomy places the organism in Eukaryota, Metazoa, Arthropoda, Insecta, Diptera, Ceratopogonidae. The record is from RefSeq and is a predicted model, not a curated record. The coding region runs from base 22 to 1677 and encodes 551 amino acids. The transcript has 5 exons. Gene Ontology annotation, molecular function: transmembrane transporter activity. Gene Ontology annotation, cellular component: membrane. Gene Ontology annotation, biological process: transmembrane transport.